Molecule: messenger RNA, 900 nt
Organism: Aspergillus calidoustus
Lineage: Eukaryota; Fungi; Ascomycota; Eurotiomycetes; Eurotiales; Aspergillaceae
Source: the annotation of a GenBank genome assembly
AUGCACAAACCAUCUCUGGCUCAAAUCGUACAUCGAGCAUCUUUUCCCCGUCAGCGUACUAGCGACCCAGCAACCUUUGCCGCCCAUAUCGCUCUCAAUCUGGUCCCUGAAGUUCGCAUCGAAACAUCUACCUUUUAUGGGUCACUAGACAGCGUUGAAGCUCAGUAUCCUGGCUUGGAUUAUUCCUACGGACCGCAUCGCAUGAGGCUGAGCCGUUUUCCGUGGCAUUAUAAGUUGUUUCGAGUUUUCGACGAGCUUGGUCUAUCAGAGGAGGAAAUAAGCUCUCUAUGCCGCUGGGAAGGAACGAAAUCUGCACGGCAGCGUUAUGAGAAAGAGGAGGGUGUGAAGGUACGCGACACAACCGCUGAUGCAAUCCGACCUGCAUCUCCCGCACCGCUCCCUUCGGUCAUAGUCCAUGUUGAGGACGGCCAGGGCCCCAUUCACGAAACACGAGUCAGGUCUGCGAUUUAUGAGGAAGUCGAGAUUCAAGACGGCAUAAUCGACGAUCGAGGUAUCGAGUGUGAGCCGACACAUGAAGGCGAAGACUCAAGUGAUGACGAGAUGGAAAGCUGCGGGGUGGAGCUCAACCACCGUCUCCUCGUCGCAACGGCUGCACGAGAACGAGGUGCUGAUGUACCUUUGGACGAGGAUUGGGAACAGUGGCUCAAGGAAGCGGGGGAACGUGGGAGUUACACGGAUGUGCUCAACGCCAUCCGUAGAGGCCAGCCGUUGAAUUAUCUGUACGACAUCCCGGCCUCGAUGCAUCGUACAAGCAGGGCUUCGAUUCAACAUUCCGUGUCUUUCGCUGAGCCGUUGAACCUGCCGACACCCCCUAGUUUGCUCUCACCAAACACUGCGAUUCGACGUUCGCCCCAAUCGCCUGCCAGGGCUGCGCGAUAA